CCCUGGUAUUCGGCACGUUGUUUUUAUUGUGGCUGUUGCGUUUGACAUAUAAACAUGCAGCGAAAGGAGCCAAAUCCAUUCCAAAAACUGGGAUUGCGGCCAUGGUUGGCCAAGCAGCUGACCAAGUUGGGCCUCAAGGGAGUAACGCCUAUACAAGAGAAUUGCAUACCAGCGAUAUUGUCUGGCAGGGAUUGCAUAGGCGCCGCGAAAACAGGCUCCGGCAAGACCUUUGCAUUUGCGCUGCCCAUCUUGGAGAAGCUGAGCGAGGAGCCAGUAAGCCAUUUUGCCCUGGUGCUGACACCCACACACGAGCUGGCCUACCAAAUCUCCGAGCAGUUCCUCGUAGCCGGUCAACCCAUGGGCGUGCGCGUUUGCGUUGUCUCUGGCGGCACCGAUCAGAUGAUUGAAAGUCAGAAGCUGAUGCAGCGACCACACAUUGUUGUGGCCAUGCCGGGUCGUCUGGCGGAUCAUCUGACAGGCUGUGACACGUUCUCGUUUGAUAAUCUCAAGUAUCUGGUUGUCGAUGAGGCGGAUCGCAUGCUAAAUGGUGACUUUGACGAGAGUUUGGCCAUAAUAGAACGCUGCCUGCCCAAAACGCGCCAGAAUCUGUUCUUCUCCGCCACCAUGAAGGACUUUAUAAAAGAGUCUAGCAUCUUCCCUAUAGCCAAGGAUUGUCUGGAAUGGUCACAGGAGUCGGACGUGGCCACCGUGGACACACUUGAACAGCGCUAUUUACUCUGUGCUGACUAUGAUCGUGAUAUGGUGCUUAUCGAAGCCUUGCGCAAGUAUCGGGAACAGAAUGAGAAUGCCAAUGUCAUGAUUUUCACCAAUACAAAGAAAUACUGCCAGCUGCUGUCGAUGACGCUGGCCAGCAUGGAAAUCGAGAAUGUUUGCCUGCACGGCUUUAUGCGGCAAAAGGAGCGCGUUGCGGCGCUCAGUCGCUUCAAGUCCAAUCAUAUACGCACCCUGAUUGCCACAGAUGUUGCUGCACGUGGCCUGGAUAUACCCAGCGUGCAGCUGGUAAUUAAUCACAUGCUGCCGCGUACGCCCAAGGAAUAUAUACAUCGUGUGGGACGGACAGCGCGAGCGGGACGCAAAGGCUUGGCCAUAUCAAUAUUUCGAUUUCCACGCGAUCUGGAACUACUGGGCGCCAUUGAAGCAGAGAUAAAUACUAAACUGACAGAGCAUCCCAUAGAUCAGCGCAUGGUGGAGCGCAUAUUCAUGCAAGUGAAUGUAACACGGCGAGAGUCUGAGAUGCAACUGGACAACAAUGACUUUGACGAGCGCGCCCAAAACUACAGGCGUAAGACGUGGAUUAUGGAGGGCAAGGAUCCCGACCAAAUGGAGGCGCUCUAUCGUAAAAAGCAAAAAGACAAAUUGCGCGAAAUACGACGCAAGCGCAAGCAGCAGCAGGCAGAGAUGGGCACCAGCGAGGAGGGCAAGGCGCUUCUUAACGACGAACGCUUCAAGACUGUGGACAGUGCACGCUUUGAGAAGAAAUUCCGAAAACGUCCGGCAAAAGAUGCGACAGAAAAGACGCCGCUCAAAUCGAGUAAAACAAGCUUAACCGCGAAAACGAAACCAAAUGCAAAGCGCAAAGCAAAAGUGACUUGAUGAGCUUUUUA
Drosophila novamexicana is the source of this 1625-nucleotide messenger RNA. It is a transcript of the gene Dbp45A, whose product is annotated as probable ATP-dependent RNA helicase Dbp45A. The transcript has 6 exons. The coding region runs from base 55 to 1614 and encodes 519 amino acids. NCBI's taxonomy places the organism in Eukaryota, Metazoa, Arthropoda, Insecta, Diptera, Drosophilidae. Gene Ontology annotation, molecular function: RNA helicase activity; ATP binding; nucleic acid binding. The record is from RefSeq and is a predicted model, not a curated record.